Molecule: messenger RNA, 587 nt
Organism: Camponotus floridanus (Florida carpenter ant)
Lineage: Eukaryota; Metazoa; Arthropoda; Insecta; Hymenoptera; Formicidae
Gene: Pdrg1
Product: p53 and DNA damage-regulated protein 1
Exons: 3
Coding region: 114-509 (131 amino acids)
Source: RefSeq, a predicted model, not a curated record
GGACGAGAAUUUUAUCAAAGACAGAGAACCUGAAUCCUGAAUCCUGAUUGUAAAAUAAUAAAUUGACAAACGAAAGAUAUAAUAGCGCAAUAAGGCAAAGUAGCAAAGAGAUAAUGAGUGAACAUCAAAGAUUACUGGAACACUUAGAAAAAGUUGAAGAUAAAGCUGGUGAAAUUCUCACUGAUCGCAAAGAAAUAAUCGCUCUGGAUAAAAGAAGAAACGACGAUCGCAUUGGAAUAAGAGCACUACAAAAACACUCACAUGAAAAAACAUGGAUAACAGUGGGUCCAUUGCUCUUAAAGAUGCCAUCUAAAGCAGCUGAAGAAUUGCUCGAAAAAGAUCAGAGAGAAUGUAGUACUGCAAUUAAUAAAUUAAGAAGUGAUUUAAAGAUAAAAGUAAAUGAAUUACGUGACUUAGAAUUGAUUCCACCAGUACCUGGAUUGAUGUUAGAACCUAUGUCUCAUAAAGAGAUGGAUGCAAUACAACAAGUUCUAGGUCGAAGUGUGUGAUAAACAUAUGUAAUAAAAUUUUCAUUUUGUUCAAGUAAGUGUCAAAGUAAAUAUGUUAACUUAUUAUAUUUGUUUAAU